Molecule: messenger RNA, 420 nt
Organism: Haemonchus placei
Lineage: Eukaryota; Metazoa; Nematoda; Chromadorea; Rhabditida; Trichostrongylidae
Source: the annotation of a GenBank genome assembly
AUGAAGGGCAAGAGCGGAUCGGAGGAACCGGUGGUGGAAGCUGCAGCGGGUCGUAAGAGAACGCCUGAAAGAAAAGAUACUAGAAGUUGGACACCCAAAUCCCGAAGGACCGAUCCAGCAGACCUGGAGCGACGUCGUGAAGGUCACUCCGCGAUGUGAAAGGAAAAUGCUGGAGGAAACUCGAGCUGUUGCGAAGGCGAAGAGAACUGAAAUUGACACCUUGAGAAUCUCGAUGGUCAGCAAGGAGAGAAGAAUGUCUUCGGGCUGGUGAUAGCGCGUAACUGGGCUACACGGAACAUCGGGAUAGUGGAGUCCGUUAAAAACAGCGGGGAUGCAAUCGUGAGGAAGCCUGGUUCCGAGGAGUGCACGGAGUCGAUCGUAAACGGUGUCGGAGAAGCCGCUGACGGUAGCGUGGAUUAG